UCAAGCGUUAUCGAGCGUUUUCGAACAUUUGUCAAGCGUUUUCGCGCGUUUUUCAAAUGUUUCCGAGCCUUAUCGCAGGCUCUACAGUGCAAAUCGACAAAGUAUAAUCGAAAUGAUCCUUCGCCGUCUCUCUUCACCGUCGAUCCUGACAAAGUGACAUGUGACAGCGAAUAAACCCACGUGAGAUGAAAGUGCGAGAAUUCGCCAGGCGGCGCGUUGUGUCGCUAGAAGUGCGAGCAACGAACGUGCGCAUUGGCAAAAUCUAUACUUAAAAUGGAGGAGAAAAGCCAGGUCGCGGAACGAGACACCAAGAAGGAAGAAAUCGUCGAUAAAGAUGCGAAGACCAAAAGUUCAAAGAAAAAUCGGAAGAAGAAAAACCAGGCUGCCAACUCUGGUGGUGAAAACCACGAAGAGCUGAGUAAUGCGGAGGACUCUGACAUGUCUGGUGCCAGAUGUAGCAUUUUUAAUAUAAAGGACAUUCGGAUGGCUAUGGAAGUGUUCAACAUACAACAGAAACCUGCCAAGACUCAGGAAGAAGCGAUGCAGAAGCCGUAUAAAUUUUGGAGCACUCAACCAGUACCUAAGAUGGAUGAGAAGAUCGUGCUGAAUGAACCGAUUGAACCUGAUAAAGUUUCUAUCAGAGCGGAGCCCUACUCUCUACCAGAAGGCUUUCAGUGGGAUACGUUAAACCUAGAUGAUCCGCUAGUGUUGGCAGAGUUGUAUUCAUUACUUUCUGAGAAUUAUGUUGAAGAUGACGAUGCCAUGUUCAGGUUCGACUACCCACCAAACUUUUUGAAGUGGGCUUUGCAACCUCCUGGUUGGUGCAAAGACUGGCGCUGUGGAGUCCGAGUGAGUAAGAGUGGUCGACUAGUCGGUUUCAUCUCUGCCAUCCCAGCCACCAUGCGUAUUUAUAAUCAUACCCAGAAAAUGGUGGAGAUCAAUUUCCUUUGCGUCCACAAGAAGCUACGAUCAAAAAGAGUAGCACCAGUGUUGAUUCGAGAGAUUACGAGGAGAGUAAAUCUUCAGGGUAUCUUCCAAGCUGUGUACACCGCUGGCGUUGUACUGCCCAAACCCAUUGCCACGUGCAGGUACUGGCACCGAUCGCUCAACCCGAAGAAGCUGAUCGAGAUUAAAUUCUCCCACCUAUCUCGCAACAUGACAAUGCAACGGACGCUCAAGCUCUACAAACUGCCGGAGAACACCAAAGUACCUGGUUUCAGGAAAAUGGUUUACACAGAUGUGCCUCAGGCUCACCAAAUACUAAAGGACUAUCUAGAGAAGUUCGACUUAGCGCCGGUGUUCUCCAUCGAUGAGUUCCAGCAUUGGUUCCUUCCGCAAAACGGAAUUAUCAACAGUUUCGUCGUGGAGAACAACGGCACGGUCACCGAUAUGGUGAGCUACUAUACCUUGCCCAGCACAGUGAUGCAUCACCAAACGCACAGGACCCUUCAAGCUGCAUAUAGCUUUUACAACGUUUCUACCAAAACACCUUGGCGUGAGCUUAUCACCGACGCCCUAAUAUCUGCCAAAAACCUGGGUUUCGAUGUCUUCAACGCUCUCGACCUGAUGGAUAACAAGGAAUUCCUCGAAGCCCUGAAGUUUGGCAUCGGGGACGGGAAUCUGCAGUACUAUCUGUACAACUGGCGUUGCCCUAGCAUGACUCCAGGAAAAAUCGGUCUGGUUCUCCAGUAGAUCGUGGUACCGAUCGACGAUUCUUUCCCGCAGGCAACAUUUCUGCAGCGCGCCGCAGCGAGAAAAAGGGAGAGAGAGGACACGCUCGAGGGUGUUCACGUCUGGGCGAGGAGAGCCGAUUAAAAGAUUUCCGAAGCCGCAAGGUUUCGGAGAACCCUGGAUAUCGUGAUUAGUAGAAAUAUGCAGAUUUGACGGGGACAAAUUGAGGGGAAGAGUGCAUCGCGUUCUCAUCGUCCGUGAGAACGUCCUAGUUCGCCAAGCCGAAACUUGGAAGCGACAUAAAUCGUAUGUCCCUCCUGUUCGAAAGUAUAUACAUGUGUGUGUAUAUAUUCUCAUGAUUUUUUACGUGCAUCGGAUUUUGGAUGCAUGGUAGGUACUGCAAAAAAAAAUUGCCUGGCUCUUCGGGCAGGCUGACGUUUGUAGAUAUAUAUUGUCACGAGAGACGAACAAUCCAAGAGGCUCGGGAGUUUCCGCGAGAGGCGACGGGUCCUCUCGAUUCCUGACUUCAAAUUCCCUUCUUUUUUCUUCCUCUUGGCCAGAGAAACGAGCAAUCCAUGCCGAAAGGCGAGUGAACCGGAAGACCUUGGACAAUUUAAUAAAAGCGGUCGUACGCAGUGGGCUAGGGAGUUUUCCUUGAUUUCUCUAAUAUGGAACCUUUUCUUAGUUGUCGGGGAAACCCUUAUUUUGUUAUAGAAAGAAAAUCGAAUCGAAAAUGUCCGCGUAAUGUCGAGGCCAGUGUCAUUUUACACCCAGGAAAAGAUAGCGAACUGAAGGGUCUUUAAUACUAGCGAUGCUCUUUAAUCUAAUCAUGGUCGUCUCUAGAAUGUUGACUUAAUCUGUGGUAGACAUAUACGACAGUCGGUACGUUGUGAUACUAAUGAAUUUAUUCCAAUUAAACACGUGUGAUAGUCAUUGCAGAAAGAAACGAGCAAUAUUUCUUCACAUUUGUAAAAUCUGAGUCUUAGGGAGUUAGCGAAGAAGGCGUGGAAAGUACAAUAGAGCAGUUGCUCCGUGGCAAGAGCAAGCAUUGUCGAACAUUUAUUCCGAAUAAAUUGGAGGGUGUAAAACGACAUUUACCGUCAAGUUCAUUCUCUUAAAAAAACGAAAACAACAAAAAAACUGCGUUAAAAUGAUUAAAUUACUUGAGAAUUCUGGGUAACGUCAUUCCACAUAGUACUUGUUAAACACAGUAUGGAUACUGACCAUUAUACUACCGAGGAAUUGAGACACUAUAACCUUAUUAAGUUGAGAAUGCCUUCUACGGUGUGACUUUCGUUUAUUAAUUUUUUAUACAAAAAUGAAAAGUACGCGGUUAUACUGUGUCUGUGGUCGGAUCACCACUGGGGUGCUGCUUAUAAAUAUAUUUACACGUGUAAUAAUAAUAUAUCUAUGCAUAUUUUGAAGUACCUCCAGAUACGUUUAAGGAAUAACAUAUAUUUAAGGCACAUGUCGACUAUGACGAGUUUCCAGAUAUAACAGUGACUUACCCCUUUGCUAAUUUAUUUUCAUUUUAAAUGCCUAAAUACGUUGAAUUAAAGAUCUCCAAUAACGUUACUGACUCGAUAACACGAAGGAAAUAAAUAUACAGAUCCGGAGGUACUUUAAAAGUAAAACUUUUUUCUAUAGAAAUAA
This is a messenger RNA of Orussus abietinus, 3324 nucleotides long. It is a transcript of the gene Nmt, whose product is annotated as glycylpeptide N-tetradecanoyltransferase 2. The transcript has 10 exons. Lineage: Eukaryota; Metazoa; Arthropoda; Insecta; Hymenoptera; Orussidae. Gene Ontology annotation, molecular function: glycylpeptide N-tetradecanoyltransferase activity. The record is from RefSeq and is a predicted model, not a curated record. Gene Ontology annotation, biological process: N-terminal peptidyl-glycine N-myristoylation. The coding region runs from base 274 to 1692 and encodes 472 amino acids. Gene Ontology annotation, cellular component: cytoplasm.